GGAUUAUGUGGACUUUACUUUACGCGUGCCUGUGUCCAAAGUUGGAUACGCGUCUCACGAACAAUAUUUCUGCAUGCAUGAGUCGGUGGCGGAAUCGAGUCACAUCAGUAAGAUUCACCACGCCAGCACGAAAGAGCAGAAUGGAGUGCAUGAGUCUCAACACGAAAAGGUCCUCAGUGUCACUGGGGAUGGAAUUAUUCAAAGUCCUGACUUCCCCAACACUUAUCCCCGGAAUACAGUUAUAGUGUGGCGGCUGGUGGCAGUCACAGAAAGUUCCAGGAUCCAGCUGACCUUUGAUCCUCGCUUUGGCCUGGAGGAUGCCGAGGACGGCAUUUGCAAAUAUGAUUAUGUGGAGGUGGAAGAGCCUGUCGGAGGCGUGGCGUUGGGGCGUUGGUGUGGCUCAGAGAUGGUUCCGGGGCCCCAGGUGUCCAAGGGGAACCAGAUCCUGAUCCGCUUCGUCUCCGAUGAAUAUUUUCCCUCGGACCCAGGAUUCUGCAUCCGCUACUCUUUGCUUCAGCAGAGGCAGUCGGAGCCUGAGGCCCCUGCAGUGAUGCCUGCAUGGAUGCAGAGUGUGGAUGUUCUGAGUGAAGCUGUAGCUGGAUUCAGCACGAUGGAGGAAGUAAUGAAAUACCUUGAGCCGGAACGCUGGCAGGUGGACAUGGAGGACCUCUACAUGCCUACCUGGCAGGUGGUGGGCAAAUCAUUCAUCCACCAAAAGAAAUCCAGAGGAGUAGUGGACCUGAACCUGCUUCGUGAGGAGGUACGGCUUUACAGUUGCACUCCACGGAACUUUUCCGUCUCAUUGCGUGAGGAGCUGAAAAGGACGGACGCCAUCUUCUGGCCCAGCUGCCUGCUGGUGAAGCGCUGUGGAGGGAACUGCGCAUGCUGCUCUCACAACUGCUAUGAUUGCCAGUGCUCGCCCACCAAAGUGGCCAAAAAAUACCAUGAGGUUCUGAUGCUGAAACACAGGGCAGGGGGUCGGGGGCUGCAAAAGACUCUAACGGAUGUCUCCCUGGAGCACCAUGAGGAGUGUAGCUGUGUGUGUAAAAAUGACUCCGACUAAAGCAGUCCCAGGGAGAGAGCAACACUGGCCCCCAACAGACUCGACCAGGGAAAUAGUUCUUGCUUGAUGCAUAAAUGAGCAAAAGAGUUUUUACCCUGACUUUGCAAACUAAUGAAACCCAGCGCUGGCUAUCUUUUUAUUUUGACUUAUCUAAGCCUGCGGUUCCAUUCGUUUUUGGGCUCUCAAAUCCAUAGAGAAUUGACCCAUGCAGAAGUUUCCAUUGGCCCUAUGAUAGCAUGGAAUGUCAGGAGGAAAAUUGGACACGGUCUUGCUUCUCUGUGUGUAUGUGGAGGUUUUGUACAUUCAUGGAUCUUUUUCUGUGUGUGAGUGAAUGUAUAGAGCUGUUCAGGAACUUAGGUAUUCCAGGAUAACUACAGAGCCUGAAGUGAGUUUGCUAUUACUUGUGGAACAAGUGGAUUUGACGUGUUCUUUUAUAUAAUUUUUCUCUUUGCUUUUUUUUCACAACUUAAAAAUAUCUAAGGACCUUGACUAUGCAUCAGCUUUCAGCAAUCCAAGGACAAUUUUGAGGUGGCAUGGACUUUCUCCUCAAUAACAUCCCAAAGAAAUUAAUUACACUGUGUCAUAAACCAGCAAUCAGUCACCUACUCAUUACUGAAUCAGCACUCAUCACUGAAAUCAGACAUUUUUUAUGAAUAAUUCAGAAAGAAUAUUUUAGGAAAGAUAAGGAUGUCCCUCUUUUUUUUUUUUAAACCAGAGCUGAGUGAUCAUGCAUCUUCUGCUCUUUUGCUGUGUACUAUAGACUCUUAUGAGAAUGGCUCAAGAGAGAACACUAAAAUACAAUAGUGAAUCUUGUGUAAAUAUAUUUCAAAUUGUGAUUUGUUGACUUUUCCUUUGUCAUGACAGUUUUUGGUACCAAAUUGUGGGCUUGUAAGAAUCGUUUUUCCCCUUUCAUAAUCACUGUAGUAUUUUCAGUAUUAGUCCCUCUUUUUUUAGAGACAUUUAUACUUUUGUGUUGUUUGAAUAGUUGUUUUAAUUGCGUAAUAAGAUUGUUAUUUUGACUGGAGACAAAAUGAAAACUGUUAGAUGUUCAUGUAAAUAGACAUUUUAGAAGUUAAAGGGACAUAGAACUGCCAGUACCAUAUUCCUCUACCAUUAAACGAUUAACUAAAUUGUUGUGGUUUUUCCAAAUGGCGCUUAAAGCAUUGGUUUGCUCAGGUAAUCUGCAGUUGUCACAAAAUUGCAAAGUAUUGCCAGGGAACCCUAUAACCAUGAACUAUUUACUGCGAUCUCACUUCAGUCUUUGAGAGCGUAAUUAGAUGUUAAUGAUGUAUCUCUGCAUUAAGACAGGCAUCUUUCUCAUAAACUUUUCAAGAGUAAAAUCAUGUGACUGCCAGUGUUACUCUCAGCAUUCCUUGAAUAAUGGACACAUUUAAUUUCCUUUUCACUUGUUUUAGGCAAAAGAGUUUAUCUUGUCUGCAUGCAGUAGAUGACAUGCGAACAUUAAAACUAUAACAAAACAUGACAUUGGUGGAAAAUGAAGACAAUGUGAUUUGCUCAAAUUCAGUUUUGAUUGACUGGAAAAGGGAGCCUAGUAAACAAGACAUGCAGCAUUAUUUGCAUCUUUUUUUAAUCCGCCUUAGAUGACCU
Sinocyclocheilus anshuiensis is the source of this 2671-nucleotide messenger RNA. It is a transcript of the gene pdgfc, whose product is annotated as platelet derived growth factor c. NCBI's taxonomy places the organism in Eukaryota, Metazoa, Chordata, Actinopteri, Cypriniformes, Cyprinidae. The transcript has 7 exons. Gene Ontology annotation, biological process: positive regulation of cell migration; platelet-derived growth factor receptor signaling pathway; positive regulation of phosphatidylinositol 3-kinase/protein kinase B signal transduction. Gene Ontology annotation, molecular function: growth factor activity; platelet-derived growth factor receptor binding. The coding region runs from base 74 to 1063 and encodes 329 amino acids. The record is from RefSeq and is a predicted model, not a curated record. Gene Ontology annotation, cellular component: membrane.